Molecule: messenger RNA, 1217 nt
Organism: Aspergillus versicolor CBS 583.65
Lineage: Eukaryota; Fungi; Ascomycota; Eurotiomycetes; Eurotiales; Aspergillaceae
Exons: 4
Coding region: 180-1010 (276 amino acids)
Cellular component (GO): cytoplasm
Molecular function (GO): phosphatase activity
Source: RefSeq, a predicted model, not a curated record
CCAGUUUUGGCCACACGGUGAGCUUUUCAUCUGAAGCAGGGUCCCCAUUGACUCAUCUCUCACUCUUUCAAUCAUUCUUUAUCUUCUUUCUUUCCUAUAAUCUUCCUUCGUUCCAUCAUUCUGCUAAGAAUCGCCAUUGUCCUUCUCUGCCCCGCUACCCCGCCUCCUAUCGUUAAAAGAUGGCCCCUACCAUCCACUGCGUUCGCCACGCCCAGGGCGUCCACAACCUUUGCACCGAAAACCACGUUAUCCCUGACCCCCCGCUCACCGACCUUGGAAUCGAACAAUGUCAGAAACUCCGCGACACCUUCCCCCGCCAUGGCCAGAUCGAUCUCGUAGUUGCCUCCCCGCUCCGUCGCACGAUGUACACGGCCCUACAGAGCUUCGAGCCUGUUUUCAAAGCGAACCCCAACAUGAAGCUGAUUCUGCUACCGGAUAUCCAAGAAACGAGCGACGUCCCGUGCGAUACAGGCUCAGACCCGGAGGUGCUGCGCAAAGAAAUAGAGGAGAAGGGACUGCCAGUUGAUGCGAGCUUUGUGACUGAUGGAUGGAACGUUAAGACCGGUCGCUACGCACCCACUAAUGGUGCGGUCGGUGGGCGGGCGCGCACAGCUCGACGCUGGCUCAAGGCCAGACCGGAGAAGGAGAUCGCGAUGGUUUCGCACGGCGGUGUUCUGCACUAUUUCACUGAGGAUUGGGAGGAUAGCAGCCAGUUCCAAGGAACCGGCUGGGUCAACACGGAAUACCGCACAUACACCUAUUCAGACAAGAUUGAUCUCGACGAUCUAGAAGACGAGAAGCUCGACUCGGAUAAUGCUAGCUUGGUUGAGACUAUUGAAUCGCGUCAGCGCCGCGGCAAGCAGGGUCCCAUGGCUGACCGACAGAAGCAGAAGGAGCUCUAUAAAAAGGGUGUGGAUGGGUGGAAUGCCCAAGGGCUGCAGCUUAGUACCGCGGAGCGGGAGGCAGCCAAGGUGCCGGCUGGUAAGGAGGUUGAUGGGGUCCGAGUAUAGAUUGCUAGACCCGAUUGGAUUUGGAUUUGGAUUUGUCUGCUUUGAGAGCGGCUUGGGCAUAGAGUACAUAGAACAAGGAUUCCCUAGAGUUAAAACUAAACAAACUGCUUUGCUCAUUGGCGCCUGUUGCCCCGAAGCACAACUACUGUAAAUGUCCAUAGAGAGAAGGUUCGCAGAACAAUACUGACAGUGAAGGACAUGCACCAU